UCAAGAUGGCUCCCGUUUUAGAGAAGAAGCUACUGGGUGCAGUCGGGACGGGCGACACCAUGGAUAACAGCAACGAGGAUGAUGAAGGACAAAACCUCUGGUCUUCAAUUCUCAGCGAAGUUUCAACACGUUCAAGCUCUAAAUUGCCAUCUGGGAAAAAUAUAUUGGUUUUUGGGGAGGAUGGUUCAGGAAAGACAACACUCAUGGCAAAACUCCAAGGAGCAGAGCACAAUAAGAAAGGUAGAGGGCUGGAAUACUUGUACCUGAAUGUCCAGGAUGAAGACAGGGAUGAUUUGACUCGCUGCAACGUGUGGAUCCUUGAUGGAGAUGUGUACCACAAAGGCUUGCUUAAGUUCGCAGUCACCACUGAGUCACUAAAGGACAUUCUGGCUGUUUUUGUGGUGGACAUGUCAAAGCCUUGGACCAUCAUGGAGUCACUGCAGAAGUGGGCCAGUGUCCUGCGGGAGCACGUUGACAAACUGAAGAUCCCGCCGGAGGAAAUGAGAGAGAUGGAGCAAAGGAUGGUUAAGGCGUUCCAGGAGUAUCUAGAACCAGAAGAAGCCACACCAGUCUCACCACAGAGACGAGUGCCACCAGCUGAAGGAGAAGAUGAAAGUGUGCUGUUGCCCCUGGGAGACAACGUCCUUACACACAACCUGGGCAUUCCAGUGCUAAUAGUUUGCACAAAGUGUGAUGCUGUCAGUAUAUUGGAGAAGGAGCAUGACUACAAAGAGGAGCAUUUUGACUUCAUUCAGUCACACAUCCGGCGGUUCUGCCUAAAAUAUGGAGCCGGCUUGAUUUACACAUCUGUCAAAGAGGAAAAAAACCUGGACCUUCUCUACAAAUACAUUGUGCACAAAAUAUAUGACUUACACUUCACCACACCGGCCUUAGUGGUGGAGAAGGAUGCUGUCUUCAUUCCAUCUGGAUGGGAUAACGACAAAAAAAUUGCCAUUUUGCAUGAAAACUUUACAACGGUUAGACCUGAAGAUCCCUUUGAGGACUACAUAACGAAACCUCCAGUACGCAAGUUGGUCCAUGACAAGGAAAUUAGUGCCGAGGAUGAGCAGGUCUUCCUCAUGAAGCAGCAGUCAUUGUUAGCCAAGCAGCCGGCCACACCAACAAGAGGAACGGAGUCUCCAGCCCGAACUACGUCUGGUUCACCACGGCCAACAGGUCGAACAGGCCCCACUAAUGUGGCCAGUGUCUCACCCAUGACUGCGGUGAAGAAACCAGACCCCAACUUGAAAGGAGCAGCAGCAAAUGAGGGAGUGCUGGCCAACUUCUUCAACAGUCUCCUGAGUAAAAAGACAGGGGUGCCAAACAGUCCAGGGACACCAGGCGCGGGAACAGGGGUCCAAGGCUCUCCGAAGAAAACAGGGCAGAAGCCGGGUUUGACUGAUGUCCAAGCGGAACUUGACCGAAUGACUCGUAAACCAGACUCUAUGGUAACGGACAACGAUACCCCAGUGACAGAGAACGAGGCAUGAGCGCGGCAAACUGCAUUGUCCACUCUGGAAAUCAACACAUGUACCAACAUAAAGGAGAAAAAAAAAGCUAUUUAUGACCAAAAUUCCCCCCACCUUGUGUGUCAAUCAGCAAACAGACUGAGGUUUACCGAAAGUGUUGGAAUUCUAUCAGAUGUAUAGGCUCUGUUAUUUUGGGGAAAGAGAGGCAGAUAUUUGAAGAGAUUCGGCUGCUUUUUUUUUUCUUUGGUUUUCAUUUCCAAACCUCUUGUUUUAUUGUUUGCUUGUUUUUUUUGUGGUGAUUAAUUUUUGGUGAGGCAUGACAGGUCAGCUAAUGGGAGCUCUCUCUCCUCAGGAGGCAGUCGAACCUCUGAAGUGCGGGGCCUUGCUAAGCUUGGGGAAACUUUUUAAACCACGUUCACCAUUACCCCCACCCUCCCCCCCCUCCUGACAAGAGCAGAAACACUGCUACAUUGAUUGACAGCAGUGGCUUCAAAUGUUGCAGUCAGCUACAACAACUGCUAAAAGCCUAAAUAUAUUCAUUUAAAACAUAAAAUUCUUGCAAAAAGUAUAUCGUGUGUAAAAACAUAGUUACAUUUUAUGCUGAUGUAUUUAUAAAAAAAAGAAAGCAAAUCAAGCUUUUAUUUCUGUGUUUUUAUCAGUUGAGCAUGUUCAUUUAACAGGGUUAACAUCACUGAUGUCAUGACACUAAUGACAAAAUACCUAUUGGCCUUCAGCUUACAAGAAUGGCAGAUCUUGCCACACCGCCUCUUUGAAUUAUGUAAAGAUGCGCUAAAUAUGCGCUAUAUGAGCUUUGAUUUGAUUUUGUAUAAAAUUUUGAAUUAUUUUAACAAUUUAUGAAAAACUAUUUCAGAUGAAACGAGCAUUGAUGAGCAAUUUCUUUUGGCCAUCUUCCCUAGUGUAACUCCCAAGUGCCUAGCACAAUAUACUGUUUGUGUCAUAGCGGAGGUGCUUGUCUCCAAAAAAGGAAUUGCACUGUAGCAUCAACGGUCAAUAGUUAUUUCUUCUUCUUUUUUUCUUCUUGAGAUUCAUAUAAUUUAUUUGUUUUUUGUUUUUAUAUAUGUUGUCAUUGCUUUUUGCUAAAACGACUUAUUUCGCUUUAAUCAGUGGCCUACAUUUUUAUCUGCCUUAGGAAGCUUGCCUUUUUUUUGUGAAUGUAAAAAUGUUUCACAUGAAACGUGUUUAUCUUCUUUGUGGGACGUCACGUCCCACCUCCCAGAUUAAAAUUGUGGCCUAAACCACUAGCAUCAUUCUCAUUUGGCCAAUUGACAGACUGUAUGUCCUUCUGAAUAAUUUGAGACAAUUCCUCUCUCGGUUUUGUUUGUUCGCAGUUUUUAUAACUAAGACUAUAUAGCUAUUCAUGUAAUCAUUCCUGGUUUCUUCGCAGUGUAGAUGCCCCUGUAGAUAACUUCUGCCAUAUGUUCGUUUUAUGUGCCCUGCCUCAGUGCCCACUGGCAGUGAUGACUUUGCCUUCAGUGUAGCGUUCACUGUCGUCACUCUGUCUCUUCGCUCAGGGUAGGAGUCCAUACAAUAGCUUCGUUUUUCAUCACCGUGAGCUUAAAAAUAGCUUGACAUUUCUCAACAUUUUCUUUCACUAAUGAUACUGUAUCAUAUAUCAUUUCUUGUUUCAAGCAAAUUGUUUGCAUUUAUUUUCGUUUUUGUGGCAGAACAUGUAAUGUAUUGGUUUGUGAGAUUCUGAACCUGACAAUUCAUCCAGAGGCAUGAUGUCAUGGUUUUGAUUUCUGAAUGUUUUUAACCUUGUAUGGAGAAACGGUAAACUCAAGCUCAAGUGGCUUUUAAUUGAUCAUUACAUUUUCAGAUGGAAAAGGAAAAAGCAGAGUAUUGGAAUCUUGAACCAAAGAUGUAAAACCACAUGUUAUGUCUGUCAUGCUGCCCUAAAUUCCUCCCAGGUGGCCGCUCUUAGCUGAGCCUGGAGAAGCCGUCAUUCCAAAACGGAUCUUCUGCUUACUGUGGUGGUCUGUGUUCUAUGUCAGAAUAUUCUACUAGAGUUUGAAGUCUUUGUCCUUUUUUAAGCUCUUCAAGGGAAUAGACCACCAAAUGUGUAGAGUUUACUUUUGUUUUGCAUGAAAUGGUGUUUGAAAUAUGAAAAGCAAAAACUCAUACCAAAUCAGAGAUAAGGAACUUGAACGAUAUAAAAUUGUACUCCUUUUUACAUUGUAUCACGUAACAGAUUCCAUUUAUGAUGGGCAACGAUACAGCAUUUGCUGAUCUUCAAGUGCAACAUUAAGUCUGCUGCAUACAUCUUGUUUUAGUGGUUAUGUUUUUCCUUCUAUUCAGAUUUUGCAAGAAUCUCCUGAAGCCUUUGAUCACAUAUAGCCUAACAUUCUUGCCUGCUUUCAAAAUGGCUUAGUAUAACUUUAAAUGCACAAGUAUGUAAUUGCAUUCUCUGAACUUGUUGUGUGACUGAAAGUUAUUGACACAUUCCUGUGAGCAUAGCCCUUUGUUUUCUCCCAAGAGACUGAAAACCUCUCAUGGCUUUUCAACUGUUUUACUGAAAGUGGAAAAAAAAUAAGUUUUGUUCACUCAAGACAUCGUUGCAUAUUUCAACAUUUUGGUUCUGUUUUCCACAAAUGUGACUGUUACUGAUUUUAAUAGUAGCUUGAUGCAAAUGUAUACAAAACAUUAACGGACUAAGAAAUUGAAAAACGAACACGCUGCUCCUGAGAUGCCUGAAGUACUUGAAAAAAAGCUUCCCCAAAGGAGACUACACAACAGAUAAAAACGUGUCCACCAAAAGAAACAAAUUUUCUUGGCUUCAGUUUCAAACACUUUUUCCCCUCAAUUGAGGAUUGCAGUUAUAUAAUAAACACAUUUUGUUUGUAUUUCAUUCAGACUAAGAUGGAAAUUGACCGUUCUGUGCUGUAUAAUCCUUAUAAAAUGCACUUACCGCUGGAAGGAAUUGUUGAGAAAAAGCUUCCACAAUUUUUGAUUCAGGAAUUGAAGAAAUGUCUAUUCACACAAAAGACUGUUAUUAUGCUAUACAAAAAAAAAAGUCUUGAUUGUACGGCUUUAACCUGGAGCAGUAUGCAGCCAUGUGGAAUCUUGCGUUUAAUGCAAACAAAGAUAAGGAAAUGUCUUUUUCAAUAUUUGCUUCAAUAAAAAUACAAAUCCAGA
Messenger RNA from Xyrauchen texanus (razorback sucker), 4622 nucleotides. RefSeq names its product dynein, cytoplasmic 1, light intermediate chain 2 (gene dync1li2). Gene Ontology annotation, molecular function: dynein heavy chain binding. The record is from RefSeq and is a predicted model, not a curated record. The transcript has 13 exons. Gene Ontology annotation, biological process: microtubule cytoskeleton organization; microtubule-based movement. Gene Ontology annotation, cellular component: cytoplasmic dynein complex; centrosome. Lineage: Eukaryota; Metazoa; Chordata; Actinopteri; Cypriniformes; Catostomidae. Bases 6 to 1490 code for a protein of 494 amino acids.